CUCGAUUUCUCCAUUCUUGAAAAAGGAAAGUAAAGAAGGAUUCACUUCCUAUGGGCCGAAACUCGUCUCCUCCGAGACUAGACGGCGAUGACAACGAAAAUGGAAAAAAUAACGCCAUCAACAACAGUGACAGCAACAAUAACAACGAUCAAGGACUCUACUCGAUCCGCGAUCGGUUUCCUCUCAAAAGAAAUCCCGGUCACAGUCGGGACCGAACCAAACAAUAUUCUCUUGUCGAACGGCCUUCAGUUCGAAACCGCGCCCGGUUUAACCGGAAAGGAUUAUUGCACAUCCCUUUUCGAGGCAUUUAUUUGUUUUAUUUUUUGAUAUUUUUCUCCGUGUUCGCUUUUGCUGUGGCAUCAAUGGUGAUGCAGAGUUCGAUCACGGUGAUGUUGUUUAGGCAAGGAGGAGAGAGGAGUUGGAGGAGGUCUAUCAGAGAAGGGAUGAGGUUUGGGAGCUCGUUGAAGUUUAUGCCCGCAGGGAGCUCGAGGCUGCGCGCCGAAGGCGGUGGACUUGAUCCGAUGAGAUCGACAAAUAAGCUCGGAAUUCGCGGCCCAAGACUUGCCGUUAUUUUGGGGAACAUGAAGAAAAACCCACAAUCGUUGAUGCUGGUGACUGUGGUAAAGAGUCUUCAGAGGCUUGGCUAUGUAUUUGAGAUUUAUGCAAUAGGAAGUGGCGAAGCACGGGCAAUAUGGGAGAACCUAAGUGCUAAAUUUUCAGUUUUAGGUCCAGAUCAAUUUUCUCAUAUUGAUUGGUCUCUGUUUGAAGGUGUUAUUGCUGAUUCUCUUGAAGCAAAAGAGGCCAUAUCAAGCCUUAUGCAGGAGCCUUUUGAUACAGUACCACUUAUAUGGAUAAUUCAAGAAGAUACUCUGGCAAAACGACUUCCUGUCUAUAAGGAGAUGGGGUUGGAGCAUCUUUUUUCUAAUUGGAAAACUACUUUUACCAGGGCCAAUGUUAUUCUGUUCCCUGAUUUUACACUACCGCAAGUUGCAUCACGGUUAGGACUUACUCAAGACUCUGUUAGGCAUUAUGGCUUGGAUGGUGAUGCCAAUGGAGUUUUAUUAAUGGCUGAUAUUGUUCUAUACGGUUCCUCACAAGAAGAACAGGGUUUCCCUCCAUUAAUUAUCCGAGCCAUGGCAUUUGGAAUCCCAGUCAUUGCACCUAAUUUUCCAAUUUUAAAAAAAUAUGUAGGUCCAUUUAAAUUUUUUCCUCUUAGUUCCUACUUCCUGAUUUGUUUGUGUGUGUGUGUGAGAGAGAGAGAGAGAUGGAGGGACUUUCAAUUCAUAUUACAUUUUAAGCUGCUUUUUUUAUUGCAGGUGGCUGAUGGAACGCAUUGCGCUUUUUUCGAAAAACAUAACCCUGAUGCUCUAUUGAGGACUUUCUCACUUCUGAUAUCGAAUGGAAGACUUUCUAGAUUUGCUGAAACUGUUGCUUCUUCUGGAAGACUGCUUGCUAAAAACAUUCUGGCAUCGGAAUGCAUAACUGGUUAUGCAAGCCUUCUGGUGAAUUUACUUUAUUUCCCAUCAGAUGUUUUGCUGCCAGGUUCUGUUUCUGAACUUAAGCAGGGAUCCUGGGAGUGGAACCUUUUCAGGAAGGAAAUAGAACACAGCAAUAUUGAUAUUUCCAUAGAUUCUAGUGUUGUUCAUGCCCUUGAGGAGGAAUUCACCAAAAACAUUAUUGACAAGUCUAAGAAUAGGGCUGAGAUUCAGGAUCAGGAUGCCCUUACUGAACAAGACCUGGAUCUCGUGACGGAAAUAGAGAAUUUGGAAGAUUACGAAAGAGUUGAAAUGGAGGAGAUUAAUGAAAGAACAGAGAGAGAUCUUGGUGUGUGGGACGAGAUAUAUCGAAAUGCUCGGAAAUCUGAAAAACUGAGGUUUGAAGCAAACGAAAGAGAUGAGGGAGAGCUAGAAAGGACAGGUCAACAUGUAUGCAUUUAUGAGAUCUAUAGUGGAGCUGGGGCCUGGCCAUUCUUGCACCAUGGAUCGUUGUACCGUGGGCUAAGUCUUUCUAGAAGAACAAGGAGGUUGAUAUCAGAUGAUGUGGAUGCAGUUGGCCGACUUCCGCUUUUGAAUGACACUUACUACAGGGAUAUAUUAUGUGAAGUUGGAGGAAUGUUCUCUAUUGCAAAUAGGGUGGAUAGCAUUCACAAGAGACCUUGGAUUGGUUUUCAAUCAUGGCAUGCUGCUGGUAGGAAGGUUUCAUUGUCCACAAAAGCUGAAAAAGUUUUGGAAGAAACUAUACAAAGAAGUAAGGGAGAUGUAAUGUACUUUUGGGUGCGCCUUGAUGUUGAUGGUGGAGGUGAAGGAAACAGUGAUGCACUUACAUUUUGGUCGAUGUGUGAUAUAUUAAAUUCUGGACACUGCAGAACUGCUUUUGAAAAUGCCUUCCGCAAGAUGUAUAACAUACCAUCAGAUAUGAAAGCUCUUCCUCCCAUGCCCCAAGACGAAGGUCACUGGUCUUCCUUGCAUAGCUGGGUGAUGCCAACCAAGUCCUUUUUGGAGUUCAUUAUGUUUUCACGGAUGUUUGUUGAUUCUCUUGAUGCCUUGCAUUCCAAUUCUAGUGAGCCCAAUAUGUGCUUGCUUGGUUCGACGUAUCUUGAGAAAAAACAAUGUUACUGUCGGGUAUUGGAACACUUGGUCAAUGUUUGGGCUUACCAUAGUGGGCGGAGGAUGGUCUACAUUGAGCCCCGCUCUGGUUUGCUCGAAGAGCAACAUCCAGUUGAACAACGGAAAGAAUUUAUGUGGGUUAGAUAUUUUAAUUUCACAUUAUUAAAGACCAUGGAUGAAGAUCUAGCUGAGGCUGCAGACGAUGAUGACAAUCCAAGGAAGAUGUGGUUGUGGCCGUUGACGGGAGAAGUACAUUGGCAAGGAAUUUACGAGAGGGAGAGGGAAGAAAGAUACCGGUUGAAGAUGGAGAAAAAGAGGAAAACUAAAGAGAAACUACUGGAAAGGAUGAGGAAUGGGUAUAGGCAAAGACCACUUGGAUUAUAGGAUACGUAGAAGCUAAUUCAGAUGACCAUAUUCAAAGUCUAACAUAGAAUCACCGGACUCCUAACACAGAUACUGAACCCGUUUUCCUUCUCAAACCAGGAAGCCGAAAAAAGUAUCUCAGAUGAGAGGGGAGUUAAAUCUAACAGCAUUGUUGGAGACAGUUUAUUCUUCUGAUUCCUUUUUAUCAAGUAAAUUGCUUUCAAGAAGCAGAGAGGAAACAAAAAUAGCUUCCUGGUGCUAAGAGGGUUAUCUCCUGAGGCAUAGAGGAUUCAAGUUCCGGGUUCUGGUUAAGAGGGUGACGAUUAUGGUAAUUCCUUUUCACCAUACAAGAACAUUCAAUUCAUCGAUGCGUCUCUUUUCUUUUUU
This is a messenger RNA of Hibiscus syriacus, 3356 nucleotides long. RefSeq lists its product as uncharacterized. The record is from RefSeq and is a predicted model, not a curated record. The transcript is spliced from 12 exons. The coding region runs from base 51 to 2990 and encodes 979 amino acids. NCBI's taxonomy places the organism in Eukaryota, Viridiplantae, Streptophyta, Magnoliopsida, Malvales, Malvaceae.